Closterium sp. Naga37s-1 is the source of this 492-nucleotide messenger RNA. Lineage: Eukaryota; Viridiplantae; Streptophyta; Zygnematophyceae; Desmidiales; Closteriaceae. The record is from the annotation of a GenBank genome assembly.
AUGAAGGAGAAAUUGGUAGCGCCAAUCAUGGGAGAAGAGCUUUUGGCAGAGUCGGCCUUCGUGAAGAAGAAGGGCCUGGUGGGUGCCUGGAAGGCGGAGAAAGUGGUGCAAGAUGGCCUUGCCUGCCGAGCAUGUGACGGUUUUGGCGCGCCCCUGGUGGGGGUGGCGGAGACAAUUGCGGUUCUCCCCCUGGACAAGGUGGAGCCGUUGAUGGUGAGGGGCGGAAGGGUGAUUGGAGCGGGCGGCCUACCCGAGGUACGGCUGCGCUGCUCGGAGCUCUGCAUGGAGGAUCAGGUCCCCCCUCUCAGGCAGCUGAGGUUGCUUUUUGGCGCGCAGCAAGGGGUGAUGCAGCAGCAGGAGAAGUGGUCAGACGAGUGGGGAAGUGCGAUUGACUGGAAAAGGGUCAUCAGGACUGAAAUUCCUGGAGGAGGUAACAUGCCCGCACUGUGGGGAGGAGGAGACAGCGGAGCACUGCUUGUUCAGCUGCCCUAG